Molecule: messenger RNA, 1485 nt
Organism: Arachis duranensis
Lineage: Eukaryota; Viridiplantae; Streptophyta; Magnoliopsida; Fabales; Fabaceae
Product: gibberellin 2-beta-dioxygenase 1
Exons: 3
Coding region: 122-1138 (338 amino acids)
Biological process (GO): gibberellin catabolic process; response to light stimulus
Source: RefSeq, a predicted model, not a curated record
ACCCCUCUUCUCAAAAAGCCUUAUCAACUCUUUCACCCUCUUCAAAUAUCUCUCUUCUUCUUCUUCUUCCUCUUCCAUACACAAAUCUUCUCAAUCACCAAUAACAGACAAACAAAGAAAAAUGCAAUACUCGUACAUGAGAAACUGUAGCAAUAACAGAGCAGCCACAUUCUCACCGCCGGUGGUGACCAUUCCCAUAGUGGACCUUUCAAAACCCGAUGCACAGGCCCUCAUAGUGAAGGCCUGUGAAGACUUCGGGUUUUUCAAAGUCAUAAACCACGGCAUCCCGAUGGACGCCAUUUCCCUCCUCGAAGAGGAGGCUACCAAAUUCUUCUCCUUGCCGCUGAGCGACAAGGAGAAGGUCGGCCUUGCCAACCCCUUCGGGUACGGCAACAAGCGCCUCGGUUACAACGGCGACGUCGGUUGGAUCGAGUACCUUCUCCUUAAAACCAAUUCACAACACUCCAACACUCUCACACUACCUUCUGAUCAAAACUCAGAGCAAUUCAGGUGUGCUUUGAACGAGUACAUGCAAGCGAUGAGGAAGAUGGCGUGCGAGGUUCUUGAGUUAAUGGCGGAAGGGCUGAAGAUUGAGGAACGAAACGUGCUGAGCAAGCUUGUGAUGGAUGAGCAGAGUGACUCUGCUUUCAGGGUGAACCACUACCCUGCUUCCAAUGGCGGAGGUGGUGGUGAUGAGAGCAAGAACAAGAACAAGAACAACACCACUAACAUGGUUGGUUUUGGAGAGCACACUGACCCACAAAUAAUUUCUCUUCUGAGAUCCAAUAACACCUCUGGCCUUCAGAUUGAUGUUGGUGAUGGAAACUGGAUUCCUGUUCCUCCUGAUCACAGUUCCUUCUUUGUCAAUGUUGGUGAUUCACUUCAGGUUAUGACGAAUGGACGGUUCAAGAGUGUGCGGCACAGAGUGAUAGUGGACAACGGUUACAAAUCAAGGCUAUCAAUGAUUUACUUUGUUGGUCCACCAUUGAGUGAGAAGAUUGCACCAUUGCCUUCCCUCAUGCUUGGAAAGGAAAGCUUAUACAAAGAGUUCACUUGGUUUGAAUACAAGAACGCUGCCUACUCUACAAGAUUGGCUACCAAUAGGCUCAUACCCUAUGAGAAGAUUGCUGCCUCUUAAUUAUUCAACUUGAGGGCCACCAUCACUCCACUACUUGUCAAUAUAUAUAAUAUAAAGAUAAUUAAGGAGAGGGUAUAUAUAUAUAAGUGUUAAUGUAUAUGAUAAGUUUGUUUUUUUCUUUUCUUUUGGUGCUUUUUCGUGGUGUUAUCUGCCAAUCAUAAAUGAGUCAUAGCUUAUAAGUUAGGAUAAGAUAGGAAUAAUAAUAAUAAUGAUAUGAAUAUGGUAUAGUAUAGUAUAUAUUCCCUUUCCUUUUGCUUCGAUAUUUAUGUAAGUUCUGCUUGCUAAGUAAAUGACACAUAUAUAUGAUAUGAUAAUAAUGGAGGUAUGUCUGAUUCCACGUACAAUAA